This is a messenger RNA of Colletotrichum higginsianum IMI 349063, 732 nucleotides long. RefSeq names its product 2OG-Fe(II) oxygenase. Gene Ontology annotation, biological process: oxidative demethylation. Bases 1 to 732 code for a protein of 243 amino acids. The transcript has a single exon. Lineage: Eukaryota; Fungi; Ascomycota; Sordariomycetes; Glomerellales; Glomerellaceae. Gene Ontology annotation, molecular function: demethylase activity; oxidoreductase activity. The record is from RefSeq and is a predicted model, not a curated record.
AUGAUGGAGGAGCUCCCCAUCCAGCCCUCCGGUCUCUUCUGGCAAGACGACUUCAUCACCGCCGAGCACGAGGCGAGGCUGGUCCACAUCUUCCGGCACGAGCUCGCGUGGCCGGACCGCUCCGGCCGGCUGUCGCUGCACUACGGAUACACGUUCGACUACAAGACCUUCGGGGUGGACCCCGACAUCCCGUUCGCCCCGUUCCCGGACUGGCUGCAGCCUCUCAUCCCCACGACCGAGGGCAGGCCGCCCGACCAGGUCUGCUUGCAGCACUACCCGCCCGGCGCCGGUAUACCGCCGCACGUCGACACGCACUCGGCGUACGACCAGCUGUACGCGCUGUCCCUGGGGUCGCCCGUCAUGAUGCAGUUCGCGCGGCCGGCGUCCGGCGACGGCGACGGCGACGGCCGCGCCGGGGAAAUGGUUGAAGUCGACCUCACGCCGAGGAGCAUGAUGCAGAUGUCGGGCGACUCGAGGCUGCACUGGAAGCACGGCAUCAGGAAGCGCAAGACGGAUACCCUGGCCGACGGCACGGUGCGGAAGAGGGGCGACCGAUGGAGCAUCACGUAUCGAUGGAUCAGGGAGCCGGCGAUCUGCGAGUGUGGAGACGCCCAGCUGUGCGAUACGGCGCAGACGAGGCUGGGCAUCGAGAAGGAGUACCGGUGGAAGAAGGGCGACGAGGACGGCGCUGCUGAUGGAGCGAACCCGGCAGCUGAGGAUACAAAGACAUGA